UUUGAAUUUUUUAUGGGCCAAAGCCCAUUCUAAAGCCCAUUCAGUCUCCGAAGACAUUAAUUCGCCGGCGUCGAUAAAUAUCUCAAGCAAGAAGCGACGGCGCAUAAAUCGAAUCUGAAAGGGCAAAGAUGCAGGCAAGUGAUAGGUUUAACAUCAAUUCUCAGCUUGAGCAUCUUCAAGCUAAGUAUGUUGGUACUGGCCAUGCUGAUUUGAGCAGAUUUGAGUGGGCUGUGAACAUUCAGCGUGACAGUUAUGCUUCCUACAUUGGUCACUACCCCAUGCUUGCUUACUUUGCUAUCGCUGAGAACGAGUCCAUUGGACGUGAACGCUACAACUUUAUGCAGAAAAUGCUUCUACCUUGUGGCCUUCCUCCAGAAAGAGAAGACGACUAAAGAGAGAGACUUGCAAGUGUUGUGUCGCAAUUCGAAUCAGAUACAAAAGACAAUUUAUCUUUCUACUCUCUCUCUCCAUGCAGUGUUGUAUUGGUCAUAAAACCCUAUCUGAGCUCUUGAUUGUGUAAACAAAAUUGUUUUUGAUUUAAUGAAAAACUUACUAUGCUCUUA
Brassica rapa (field mustard) is the source of this 563-nucleotide messenger RNA. RefSeq lists its product as uncharacterized. Gene Ontology annotation, cellular component: U2 snRNP; precatalytic spliceosome. Lineage: Eukaryota; Viridiplantae; Streptophyta; Magnoliopsida; Brassicales; Brassicaceae. The record is from RefSeq and is a predicted model, not a curated record. Gene Ontology annotation, biological process: mRNA splicing, via spliceosome.